AUGAAAACAAGUGCAGUAAUCACAUUCCCAUUGUUGAUAUUUUUCCUGCUCGUUGCCCUAACAGCAUCAAGUGUUGGUGGUAAGAAUGAAGCAGUGAUUGAUAGCGAAUGGAAGCCAGUCAAGGCCAACACUCCAUAUCUAGUCCUAGGGUUUAUGUCUAGAGAUUCAGAAUAUCUCUCCCGUGAGACAUUCGCUAGGAAUGCCACGUCAUGCAGAGAACGCCCGGUAUUAAACUAUCUGCAUAUCUUACCAGACCGUGCAGAACCAAUCAUGUUUGUGUUACCAUCAUCCUCCUCGCCCGACGACGUCGUACGUGUAUCAACGGAACUUAACAUUAAGUUCACAAAUCCCAGCCGCUGCAACGAGUCCGGGUUUUGGAGAGUUUCAGGAUUUGAUGAUAAGACGUUAUUUGAGACGGUGCUUCAGGACGGAUCAGAGUCAAGAAGUGAUAGCACGUUCACCAUCAGGAGAACCAAUCCUUAUACUAGGUACAAGUUUUACUUCGGCAGUAGUAGUAGUGCUGAUCUUGGCGAUAAUUCAACGGAGAUCGUUGGAGAUGAGAUUCAUGGCAAGAACCUGGUGCUGAAAACACGGAGAGCGGCACGUAGACGUCGUAUCGAAAUUGAAGUCCACUUCGUGAAGCCACGUGGACAAUAA
Microthlaspi erraticum is the source of this 657-nucleotide messenger RNA. NCBI's taxonomy places the organism in Eukaryota, Viridiplantae, Streptophyta, Magnoliopsida, Brassicales, Brassicaceae. The record is from the annotation of a GenBank genome assembly.